GUGAGAGCCAUGACGUAUGUGAUCAACCAGGGGAUGUCCAUGUACUGGGGGACAUCUCGAUGGACAGCCAUGGAGAUCAUGGAGGCGUACUCUGUGGCCAGACAGUUUAACCUGAUCCCUCCGGUGUGUGAGCAGUCUGAGUACCAUCUCUUCCAGAGGGAGAAGGUGGAGGUCCAGCUUCCAGAACUCUACCACAAGAUAGGUGUCGGGGCAAUGACGUGGUCUCCGCUGGCCUGUGGCAUCAUCACAGGGAAGUACCAGAACGGCAUCCCAGAAACCUCCAGGGCAUCCAUGAAGUCAUCUCUCAACAUCCUGGGUACCUGGACGGAUGUUGAAUACCGCCUUGAGAGACCUGCCUGA
This is a messenger RNA of Oncorhynchus tshawytscha (Chinook salmon), 360 nucleotides long. Its product is annotated as voltage-gated potassium channel subunit beta-1-like. The record is from RefSeq and is a predicted model, not a curated record. The transcript has 4 exons. Gene Ontology annotation, molecular function: transmembrane transporter binding; potassium channel regulator activity. Gene Ontology annotation, biological process: negative regulation of delayed rectifier potassium channel activity. Lineage: Eukaryota; Metazoa; Chordata; Actinopteri; Salmoniformes; Salmonidae. Gene Ontology annotation, cellular component: juxtaparanode region of axon; voltage-gated potassium channel complex; extrinsic component of cytoplasmic side of plasma membrane. The coding region runs from base 10 to 360 and encodes 116 amino acids.